Molecule: messenger RNA, 735 nt
Organism: Argiope bruennichi
Lineage: Eukaryota; Metazoa; Arthropoda; Arachnida; Araneae; Araneidae
Exons: 1
Coding region: 1-735 (244 amino acids)
Molecular function (GO): nucleic acid binding
Source: RefSeq, a predicted model, not a curated record
AUGGUGUAUGGAUCUGCACGCCCUAGUGUUUUGCGCAGAUUCGACACUAUCCAUCAUUCUGCAUUGAGAAUCUGCUCCGGUGCCUUUCGAACAUCCCCCACAGAAAGCUUGUAUAACAUCUGCCACCAACUACCCCUCUAUUUAAGGCGUAAAAAAAUUACCUCCUUAUAUUAUUUCCGAACGCAGUCUCUUCCGAAGCACCCUAUAUCCGAAUUAACCCUUCCAGCAAGUGUUAGGAGAAUUUAUGAUGCUCAUUCCUCCUGCAUUCCACCGUUCAGUGUGAGAAUAGAAACGCUUCUGCGGGACUCGGGCCUUAAUAAUUCCACAAUUAAUUCUAUUAAUCACUUUUAUUUUCCACCAUGGGAUAAGCCAGAAUUUUCCUUCUUAAAUCCAUUUUUUGGUUUUGAAAAAUCCGCAACAGCAUCUGUGGUUUUUCAACAGUUAUUUUUCUAUCAUCGUUGUCAGUAUUCAUCUUUCAUCCCUGUUUUUACAGAUGGCUCGAAAUCGGAUGGGCAUGUCGGUUUUGGCAUUGUACUUCCAUCUGCUAUAUUGAGCUAUCGUUUACAUACCAGUUUUUCAAUCUUUACUGCGGAACUAAUAGCAAUUUCCUAUGCACUUCAGGAAAUUUCGAUAUCUACUAAUCGAAGCUUUGUUAUUUAUACUGACAGUCUGAGUGCUUUGGAGACGCUCUCUCAUCCCGACAAUCAAAUGCAUCCUGUGGCCUUAAAAUUUUGA